Acanthocheilonema viteae is the source of this 1056-nucleotide messenger RNA. The record is from the annotation of a GenBank genome assembly. Lineage: Eukaryota; Metazoa; Nematoda; Chromadorea; Rhabditida; Onchocercidae.
AUGCCAAAAUCAAAACGUGAAGUGGAUGUGUCUUUAACCCGGGUAAAAAAAAAGACGAAAGAGCAGAAAAUAAAAUUGGUCGAUGAAAUACGAAAAUGUGUUGAUACGUACAAGAAUUUAUUUGUUUUUGGAAUUGAGAAUAUGCGCUCGACGAAAUUCAUUGAAAUUCGACAAAAAUAUAAAAAUAAUUCACGUUUCUUCUAUGGCAAAAAUAAUGUUAUGGCGAUAGCAUUGGGCAAAACUCCAUCUACAGAAUAUGCGCGUGAAUUGAAUAAGGUCAGUGGUGUGUUGAAAGGAGAAUGUGGUUUGAUGUUUACAAACGAAGAUCAAAAAACUGUUAAAAAAUAUUUCACUGAGUUGCACAUGUCAGACUUUGCUCGAUGUGGUCAAAUUGCAGUUGAUACGAUUGAACUGUGUGAGGGACCAUUAAUGCAGUUUCCGUUUUCUCUGGAACCACAACUCAGGAAAUUUGGCUUGCCAACUAAAUUGGAAAAAGGUGUGGUGACGUUGAUAUCUCAUUACGUUGUUUGCAAAAACGGUGACAAAUUAACAGCCGAUCAGUGCAGGCUAAAAAACAAGAAACCAUUUACUAGUAAUGAUCCAUCUACUGCAGCUAUUCAAAUACAACCGCAAACAGAAUCCAUUCCUACCAAAGUUUCAAAACAAGCGAAGAAUUUGAAAUUCAGUGAAAGCAAGGCUUAUUUUGGCAUUGAUAAGCGAAAACCAUUGGAUGAGACGAUAAUAGUGCCUUCACAGCCCUAUCUGGAAGCUUUGGAUUCUGCAGUUCACAAACGAAGAGUAAUUGCAUCAUUUUUAAGCAGUCUUGCGGCAGUAUGUUUCUACUUCUGGUAUUCUAGAAGAGAUUAUGAUGGAUUCCUGAAUGCUCCUAAAUACGAAGUAGUGCCAACCCUGAAAAGGUAUGCUUUACGUCAACAAAUAAAAGAAGCACGUGAAAGCGGAAAAGAUACGACAUAUUUGAAAGCGGCGUUAGAAUAUGUUGAUGUGGAGGAAGCUGUAUAUCGAGCUGAAGAGGGUGCUUUUACACUUGACAGUUGA